This is a messenger RNA of Lolium rigidum, 1641 nucleotides long. Its product is annotated as acyl-CoA-binding domain-containing protein 6-like. The transcript is spliced from 15 exons. Gene Ontology annotation, cellular component: cytosol. Bases 1 to 1557 code for a protein of 518 amino acids. Lineage: Eukaryota; Viridiplantae; Streptophyta; Magnoliopsida; Poales; Poaceae. Gene Ontology annotation, biological process: lipid transport. Gene Ontology annotation, molecular function: protein binding; fatty-acyl-CoA binding. The record is from RefSeq and is a predicted model, not a curated record.
AUGCCGAGUAUACACUCUAAACCCGAAGAUCGCGAAGUAGUCGUGGCGGAGAACGUGAAGAUGGUUGAUAUUCAGGACAAGGAAGUUACAAUGGAAGGAAUCUGCUCUAUAGCCGCUUACGACGAGUGGACUCCUCUCUCUGUAUCUGGACAGCCUCCGAAACCCCGAUACAAGCAUGGAGCUGCUGUUGUUCAGGAAAAGAUGUAUGUCUUUGGUGGAAACCACAAUGGCCGUUACCUUGGUGACAUUCAGGUUCUGGAUUUCAAAAGUUUGUCAUGGUCAAAGCUAGAAGCUGAAAUUCAACCAGGACCUUCAGAACCAGCUGAAGCAGUUUUAGUUGCUCCAUGUGCUGGGCACUCUCUGAUUCCGUCCGAAAACAAGAUUUUGUCACUUGCAGGACACACCAGAGAACCGACAGAAAGUCUAAGCGUAAAGGAGUUCGAUCCGCAAACCUGCACUUGGUCAACCUUACGCACUUAUGGGGGGUCGCCGAGCUCACGUGGUGGUCAAUCAGUGACUCGUAUUGGGAACACUUUAGUUGUGUUUGGAGGUGAAGGUGCUGGGAGGUCUCUUCUGAAUGACCUGCACAUUCUUGAUCUUGAGACCAUGACUUGGGAUGAAUUUGAGAGCACAGGUACUCCUCCUUCUCCAAGGUCAGAGCAUGCUGCUGCAUGCUAUGCUGAUCGGUAUCUCUUUAUAUUUGGUGGAGGAUCUCAUUCUACAUGUUUCAGUGAUCUACAUCUGCUUGACGUGGAGACAAUGGAGUGGUCAAGGCCAGAUCAUCAUGGUAUAACUCCGGAACCAAGAGCAGGGCAUGCAGGUGUAACGUUUGGUGAUUACUGGUUUAUUACUGGUGGCGGUAAUAGUAAGAAAGGUGUUCCAGAAACACUUGUACUUAACAUGUCUACUAUGGAAUGGUCGGUUGUUACUAGUCUUGAAGGCCGUGCACCCCCUACAAGUGAGGGCUCGAGUUUAGUACUUCACACAAUUAAUGGAGAAGAUUUUCUGUUGUCAUUUGGAGGAUACAGUGGACGUUACAGCAACGAGGUUUAUGCUCUGAAGACAAGUUUCAGACCAAGUGUGUCAUCCAAUGGCAUGGCCCCAUUAUCUGCAGAUGCAAAUUCUAGCAGGGGUCCCAUAUUCGAAAUUGAAGAACUUCAAGAUAAAAAGAAUAACAAGGGAGGAGAUACCAGCAAAACCUUGGUGCAAACUGUUAAACAUGAGAGGAACCAGCUAGAAGAAAAACUUGAGCGUGAAAAGAUUCAGAGCUUCCACCUGAAGACGGAACUAGCUGAUGUCGAGAACAAAAAUGUAGAGCUUACUCAGGAACUUAAUUCAGUUCGCGACCAGCUUUUGGACGAAGCAGCAAGGGCUUCCAAACUUGAGAAGGAAGUUUCAGAGAUUCAACAACGGUUGCAGAAGAUGGCGGCCCUUGAAAAGGAGUUUGAAUUGCUUCGGGGUGAAAGAGACGGUGCAGGCGACAAAUCAGCUUCAGGCAGCAACAAGAAACCCGGUGGUGUGGGCUUCCGGAGGUGGUAUGGAGACGACGAGGGUUGAAGCGGGGACUCUUCUGCAGGGUCAUGUUUUCUUUCUUUUUUUGGUCGUUUUUGACCAUAUUCUUUUGGUGAAUCCAAUACUUAU